CCUCUCUUCACGGCUUUCUCCGAUGGCGAUUGUGCAAGUCGCUCGCUCGCUUCUCUUCCUGCUUUCCUUGUUCUUGUACACUCAACACACAACCACCGGCACGGUAACCGUCGGUUCAUCGCUUUCUCCGAGAACCAACCGCACUUCGUGGCGUUCGCCGUCGGGUCUUUUCACCUUUGGGUUCUAUCCUCAAGGGGAUAAGUACGGCGUUGGAAUAUGGCUUGUUGGUAAGCCUAACAACACUGUCGUGUGGACUGCAAACCGGGAUGAUCCAUUGGUCUCCUCAAAUGCGACAAUUGAGUUCACUAUGGACGGCAAACUUGUCGUCCGAACCGGUCAGGGAGGUCAGGAGGCAUCCCUUGUCGGCUCUGAAUUGUUGGAGCCUGCUACCUCUGCGUCCAUGCUUGAUUCCGGUAAUCUUGUGCUCUACGGCAACAAUUCUCAUGUGAUCUGGGAGAGCUUCGAUUUCCCGACCGACACCAUACUGGGCGGUCAGAACCUCUCCGAGCAAAAGGAAUUGAUUUCGAGCAAAUCAUCACUUGACCACUCAAGCGGUCGGUUUAGAAUCUCCAUGCAGACUGAUGGGAACCUUGUCGCGUACUCUGUUAACUCCACCAAUUCUCCCCAGGACGCAUACUGGUCGAGUGAUACUUCCGGGCCAUCCUCAUUGCAGCUAAAUCUUGAUUCUCAAGGAACUCUUGCUUUGUGGGACGAUAGUGGCGCUUGCGAGAAAAUUCUCGCCAAUCAUAGCUCGUUUUCUAGCAAAGAAGGCAGUACCAUUUAUCGCGCGACACUUGAUGACGAUGGGAUAUUCAGGCUCUAUUUACACCGGUUCUCGAAAGGUGACUUCUCGAGCACAGGAGGGUCCAUUCGGUGGUCUGCACUAGAGCACCAAUGUGAUGUCAAAGGUUUCUGUGGAUAUAACAGUUACUGCAGAGGCAGCAGCGACGGGGCACGAUGUGAUUGCUUUCCUGGUUUCGCUUUCAUCGAUGCAAGCAAGAGAUUUUUGGGUUGCCGGAGGAGCUCCAACUACGAACAGCACUGUGGUGUGGAAGAUGCUAAUAUUACUUCGAGUAUCACCCCAUUGGCGCGUGUAGAAUUCGGGGGUCAUCCUUAUCUGGUACUACCACUUCCCAUCGGCGAGUGCAAGAGGUCGUGCCUGGAAGACUGCAAUUGUGAAGUCGCUUUGCAUCAAGAUGGAUCGUGCAGCAAGAUGAAGCUGCCCAUCAUCUACGGGAAAGCAAAUGGGGAUGAUUCCUCCACGGUGUUAGUAAAAAAACUCAUCCCUGUCCCCCUUGCUUCUCAAAAGCCACCAGUCCCAACAAAGCCAAUAUCUGUGACGGAGAAAAAGAAUACACUUGUUUUGAUUGUCGGGGUCAGCUUGGGUUCUAUUGCAAUUUUCUGCUCCAUGAUAGCUGCGUUUAGUUUCUUGUUGUAUCGAUACCGAGUUCAUAAGUACGCGAGGCUUUCAACAGAUUCUACUUUGGGUCCAGCACGAGAGUUCACUUUGCAAUCCUUCUCAUUUAAGGAGCUUGAAGAAGCUACCGGUGGGUUCACGGAAGAGAUCCGUAAGGGCUCUUUUGGGGCGGUGUACAAAGGGAUAAUCUCCGAUGGAAGCAAGCGUGUAGCAGUAAAGAGAUUAGAGAGAGCCAUCGAACAAGGAGAGAAAGAGUUCCAGGCUGAAAUGGCUGCAAUCGGUCAUACUCACCACAAAAAUAUAGUCCAAUUGCUCGGCUUCUGCAUGGAGAGCUCGAGGAAGCUUCUUGUAUUCGAAUAUAUGGAGAACGGAUCACUGGCAGAUCUCCUGUUUGAUGUUGAAAGGCGUCCUCCUUGGAGUGAAAGAGUCAGAAUUGCGUUGGAAGUAGCGAGAGGAAUCCUAUAUUUGCACGAAGAGUGUGACCUCCAAAUAAUUCACUGCAACAUCACGACACAAAACAUUCUCAUGGAUGAAUCUCGGACCGCAAAAAUCUCGGAUUUUGGCCUAGCGAAGCUCUUAAUGCCAAAUCAAACCGGUACGAAAACUGAAGUCAGAGGUACAAGAGGCUAUGUGGCACCAGAACUGCAGAGGAAUGCCAUGGUAUCCACAAAGGCCGAUAUUUACAGCUACGGAGUCGUGUUGCUAGAAAUAGUGUGCUGCAGGAGCAACAUGGUGGUCGACGUUUCGUCAGCAGAUGAGGUGCUGCUUUGCUCAUGGGUCUACAACUGCUACAUCACCGGAGAGCUUCCCAAGCUCGUAAAAGACGAACGAGUAGACAUGAAAAGUGUCGAAAGAAUGGUGCAAAUUGGGCUCCUCUGUGUGCAUGAUGAUUCGGAGAUUCGCCCUUCGAUCAAGGAUGUGAUAUUGAUGCUGGAAGGUAUUAUGGAUGUGCCACGCCCGCCAUGCCCAACCCCAUUGUCCUAUACAUCUUAAUUCGCGUGACUCAUCAUAUGAUAGGUCAUUGCACCUGACUCAAAGGACGAUUUUCGACUUUGUUUGGUGCUUCUCGGUAACUUGUAGAGCACAAAUACACUGUGACAGGUCAAGUUCAUGAAACUUAGCAAACCAUUUUCAGCCAUGAACUGUUUGCAUUUGUUGUGUCAUUCAAGAAUAAAAGGUCAUAUGUCCGCUACUACAUCUCGUAAGUGUGACUUAGUAGACAUUUUUGUAGCCGAAGCCUCCAUACCUCUCGUUAGGUAUGAGAGUUUCGUUUCCCUUUUUUCAUGAGAAUAAUGUUGUUUUCUGACUCAAGGUCGAAUAAACUAUCUCCAUACGGUUUUGAGUCCUUA
Messenger RNA from Syzygium oleosum, 2766 nucleotides. RefSeq names its product G-type lectin S-receptor-like serine/threonine-protein kinase LECRK1. The coding region runs from base 23 to 2410 and encodes 795 amino acids. Gene Ontology annotation, biological process: protein phosphorylation; recognition of pollen. NCBI's taxonomy places the organism in Eukaryota, Viridiplantae, Streptophyta, Magnoliopsida, Myrtales, Myrtaceae. The record is from RefSeq and is a predicted model, not a curated record. Gene Ontology annotation, molecular function: ATP binding; protein serine/threonine kinase activity. The transcript has a single exon.